Messenger RNA from Habropoda laboriosa, 2713 nucleotides. RefSeq names its product meiosis-specific coiled-coil domain-containing protein MEIOC-like. NCBI's taxonomy places the organism in Eukaryota, Metazoa, Arthropoda, Insecta, Hymenoptera, Apidae. The coding region runs from base 1 to 2517 and encodes 838 amino acids. Gene Ontology annotation, cellular component: cytoplasm; nucleus. The record is from RefSeq and is a predicted model, not a curated record. Gene Ontology annotation, biological process: male meiosis I; mRNA stabilization; meiotic cell cycle. The transcript has 5 exons.
AUGGCUCUGUCCGAGGUGCACAAUUUAGCUGCAAUUAUCGGCAACAAUGGUUUUACUGUUAGCAAGAAUAACGUGGUUGAACGCAACAUCAACAUGUUGGAACCACGAAACAAUUAUCCAGCUGACAGGUGUAACACAGAAUAUAAUUAUUGGAACUAUGACUUAAUGGAAUGUAAUACUCAGAAAAAUAUGAAUGUAGAAGAUGAAGAUAGCCAGGAUUUAAAUAAUCCUAUGGUCAAUGAUUUAGUGUCAAAAAUUCUUGAUGAUGAUUCAAUUGUUGGUGACAAUGUUCACAGUAAUAGUUAUAAUGGCAAUAUGCAAUAUCAUUCAGAUACUCAGUCCUGUAUCAUGGAGAAUAAAAUGGAGAAUAAUAUAGAUCCUAGUCUUACUACUAUGGAUCGUUUUAAUAUGCAUUCAACGUUUAACAAACUACAGAAUAAUGUUUCAAAUAAUGUUAAACUUGAGUGUAGUUAUAACAAUUUCUGUGGAGAAUUCAAAACAUUGAGCCUCAAUACAUGUGCAGGGCAAGUACCAGAUCAAGGAAAUUUAUACAAUAAUGGGGUUGGUGUAUAUUCAAAUACAUAUCCACCUAAUUCACAAUCAUAUGUAUUACGUCCAAAUGGUGAAAAUUGCUGUGUUAGUGGAAGUACUAUGCCUCUGUGCAAUGAUUUAUUAACAACAACAAAUGAGACAAAUGCAAGUAAACAGUCUGCUAACUGGACAGAAAAUUUGUCAACACCAGGGUGUACACCAGAUUUAUUUGGAAAUUAUCAACGAAUACAAAAUUGCACAAACCCAGAUCUUAAUUUCAAUAUGGCUCUAACAUUGGCACUAGAUUCUCCAGAUCCUAUUACUCUAAAUGAACUGGAGUAUCAUAAUAAUAUUGGACAAAAUGGAACUGCUAAUACAUAUAAUCCUACACCUUCUAUGCAUGAAUUAUACAGCAUGACUGCCAAUAAUCAAAGUUAUAGACCAAGUUCAGCAAUGACUGAUUUGAGUAUUGAUUCUGGCUUUCUUUCAAAUUCUCCAUUACAACAUUUUUCUCCAGCUGAUACAAAUUUGCAUAAUUGUUUUGGGAGUAAUAUACAACGCAGUAAUGCUAAUGAUUAUAAAGAUUUACAUGAUUCAAGUAGAUUAAGCAUGGCAAAUAUCUCCAUACCAAAUGAGCAACUUCAAUUUUUGCAACAAGCUCGUAGCUACAAAUUAAAUCAAGCUGUGGACCAAGAAUAUAAACAACUAAUCGAUUAUUAUCCAAGUGUAAGCGACUUCUCCACAUCAUCGAUCAAUAGUUUAGACACAAACGAAAAUUGUCUUACCAAUAAUGAUUAUAGAAUCGAUAACAAUUUAUUGAAAAUUAUCAGUCCAAAAUCAAAGACUAUUGAAACUAAAACAUAUUCGCCCAUUGGAUUUCCGAAAAAUCUAAGUUCACGUAACACCCAUCAGUCAAUUGCUAAAUAUGGAUAUCACAAUUAUCAACAUUACACUGCCAAUAACGGCGAGACUUUAAAAAUGUUACCACAGAGUUCCACAUCUUAUCAUGACAUGAAACAGCCUAAUAAUACUAAUACAUAUAAGAUGGAAGGAUUUGAUCUUACCAAAGAAAUAGCUUUUCCUUCUGUAAGUCACUUGACCAAUCAAAUCGCAGGGUCUUCAAUGAAUAAGGAUACUUUUAAUUACCUUAUGAAACAACGACAUCAUAUGCCAAGAAUACCGAAUAGUCCUGGUAUUCCAUCUGCUGAUGUCCUUUUCAAUUCAGGAAUAGUACCAAAUCCAAGUUCAGUAAGGUCUGGAGUAUUUCCACCAGUGAUGCCAGUUCCUGUACCGCUUCCAGUUCCGCGUCUAUUUUCUGUACUCUAUGGUGGAGGUUUAAGCCUUAGAAAUGGAAGUGGAGCAGCUAGACGUACAGCACCUUCAAGUAUAUUGCACUUCAGGCUAGAACAAACUUAUGAACAGUUCAAACAAUUAGAAAAAGAACGAAAGAAAUGUGAAGCAGGUUUAGCUGCUCAUUUCCCUGGUAAAAGAGUAACAAGUGCAAACAAUAUACCCAUUCCUCGCCUUCAAGGAAACCCAUCACGUGUCGAUCGCUUAAUUAUUGACUAUUUGAGAGAACAUGCACGUGUCAUAACUUUAAUUGCAAAGAUGGAACGUUUGCGAGAGACCACUAUGAAUCAACGUGUACAUAAAGCUAUGGAGUACUGGUUAGAAGCAAUAAAAUUUGUCCAAGAAUGCCGUAAACGAGAAAUUGCAAAUGCUACUAAACGUCAGAAGGAGAAUCCGCCGUGUAUUCUCGUAUACAACGAUAAUGAUAUAUUAACGUUGGCUGCCAGUGUCUACGAAUUGACGAAGGCAUCCCGAUUUGCAAGGACUGGUAUGUAUAACGCAUUACAAGCUACACUACUGUAUGACUUGGACAUAGAAAAGAAAGUCGUUGAAACUUCUAAAGAUCCAGUUCUUGUGAUAAAACGUAAUGAAAGUCAAGUAGUAAGUGAUGUUGGUGAUUAUUCAAACUGUACCUAGCAAGAUUUUGAAAACUACUUUUCCAUUUCGUGUGACAAAACAUAGAUUGAAUCCAGCAGCUUUUUACUUACGUAUUUCGCGUUACGUUACUGAAAAGCUUUUGCUGGCGUUUAUCAUAAUUUUAUCGCUGAGACAAAACAAUGCCGCCCACUAAUUGCGAAAUUUUCAAAGCAUCAUAUGGAAAAGUACGCGUACU